Girardinichthys multiradiatus is the source of this 5702-nucleotide messenger RNA. It is a transcript of the gene cdkl5, whose product is annotated as cyclin-dependent kinase-like 5. The record is from RefSeq and is a predicted model, not a curated record. Lineage: Eukaryota; Metazoa; Chordata; Actinopteri; Cyprinodontiformes; Goodeidae. Bases 829 to 4308 code for a protein of 1159 amino acids. The transcript has 21 exons. Gene Ontology annotation, molecular function: ATP binding; protein kinase activity. Gene Ontology annotation, cellular component: nucleus; dendrite cytoplasm. Gene Ontology annotation, biological process: positive regulation of axon extension; protein phosphorylation; regulation of dendrite development.
CCGACAGACUUGUUUCUGGUGUUUUGCUAUCUUUAUGGGAAGGCGAUUACCACCCAAAAUACUUUCCAUUCAACAGAUGCUGCACUGGAUUAAAUCAAAGUUUUAUUUGAUCGCAGAUAACGGUGGAUGUGAACACACUGCUGGAACGCGCAGACGUCGGUGUUUCUAUUGGCUCUCUGCUGCGUCGCUCACAGGAAUGACGAUUUUUGCUGCUAUAACCAGCUGAUGCUGAGGCUACGAACACGGAGCCUCCGAAGAACUGUUGACGGCACACUGACCCUUCCGUCAUCGACGUUAUGUCUGCGGAUCCAGGUCGUAUCUGCCUACAGAGCCGGAGUGGGGAGGACAUUUGAUCGUGUCACGACGCACACGCCGUGUUUGUUCGAUCUUGUCGCAGGAUGCUUCUUCACCUUCCCACAUAAUCGUUUUCAACGGAAUAAUGCUCUCUGCUUCACAAGCUCUGCUGUUUCUCCCCACACAGGCGACACAUCACAUAUGCAGAUUCCCCCAUGUGGAGUUUUGGAUAAAAUUACAGGAGCAACACAAAGAUAUGGAAUAAAAGGAAACAUUGGAGAACCUAAAUCAGAUAUCUUAACAAAAAGAAACUGACAUUUACGGGAAAGUGAAAUAGUUUCUCAAGAGUGCUGUCAGGAAAAGUGAAGCUGUGGAAAGAAGAGGAGUAAAGAUGGCUCGUGGUCAGAGGCCUGCCAUGUUUCUCCAGGAGUCUGCAGCUCACCCUGCCAGCUGCUGGUCCAAGCAGGAGUGUCCCUAUUAAAAUCUAAGCAUCUCAUUUCACCUGGUGGAUGAGACCCCACUCUCGGUGAUGUGAUGAAUAAGUUUGAAGUCCUUGGCAUUGUUGGAGAAGGUGCAUAUGGAGUGGUGCUUAAGUGCAGACAUAAGGAAACCAAUGAGCUGGUGGCCAUCAAGAAGUUUAAAGACAGUGAAGAAAAUGAGGAGGUUAAGGAGACGACCCUUCGGGAGCUGAAGAUGCUCCGGACCCUGAAGCAGGACAACAUCGUUGAGCUCAAAGAGGCUUUUCGUAGGAGGGGGAAACUCUAUCUCGUCUUUGAAUAUGUUGAGAGGAACAUGCUUGAACUGCUGGAGGAAUUUCCCACUGGUGCACCACCAGAAAAGGUUCGCAGCUACAUUUUCCAGCUCAUCAAAGCCAUCAACUGGUGUCACAAGAAUGAAAUUGUACACAGAGAUAUCAAACCAGAGAACCUUCUCAUCAGUUCUGAUGAUGUCCUUAAACUGUGUGACUUUGGUUUUGCUCGUAACCUGUCUGAAGGAACAGAUGCCAACUACACUGAGUAUGUAGCCACAAGGUGGUACCGCUCUCCUGAGCUGCUGCUGGGGGCUCCCUAUGGAAAGGCUGUGGACAUGUGGUCAGUAGGGUGUAUCCUGGGGGAGCUUAGUGAUGGACAGCCCUUGUUUCCAGGGGAAAGCGAGAUUGAUCAGCUCUUCACCAUUCAGAAGGUUCUGGGGCCUCUUCCUGCUGAACAGAUGAAACUCUUUUACAACAACCCACGAUUUCAUGGAAUCAGGUUUCCCACAGUUACUCAUCCUCAGACCUUGGAGAGACGGUACCAAGGAAUUAUGAGUGGUUUGAUGUUGGAUUUGAUGAAGAGUAUGUUGCUGCUGAACCCCACUGAGCGUUUUCUAACCGAGCAGUGUUUAAACCAUCCAGCUUUCCAGCCUCUGAGGCAGGCAGAGCGAGAAAAAUCUUCUCCUGCAUCUCCAAACCCACCACGCUCAUCCAAGAGGAAAACACACCACCAUGGAGAGAAUACAGUCCCUACAAGGAGUCACAACAAGAGCUCCAGUCGUCGAUCAACCAGCAAGGAAUGUUCCAGCCUGCCUCGGCAUGGAGACCUCCAUCACCUCAGCAAUGAGAGUUUCCUGAAUGGCAACAAACCGGCUCCAUCUAGUUUAAGUCCUACACUCCACCCCAAAGUCCAGUACAUGUCCCAGACCCUAAAUCGUUCACCCUCUUCCAGCAAAGAUCUGGCUAAUAACAAUCUGCCACACCUUCUCAGUCCCAAAGAGUCAAAAAACAAGACAGAAUUUGAUUUCAACUUAGUGCCCACAACAAAGCUGCCAGAUCAGGGACAUGGGGCAAAGUACAGCCACAGUAAAUCAAGCUUGUCUCGCUCUCAGCAACAACAGCAACAGCAACAGCAGCAGGUCAGCCGCCACACUUUCCUGGAAAAUAAAACCAACACGUUACAAUCUGGUGGGGAAAAACAACAUGGCCGCCAUGCCCACAGUAUGGCUGACUCUGCACAUGGAUCCAUGUCCUCGUCUUCUAAAAGCUCAGCUUCUUAUCUUAGCCUGUCCAAGAGCCAUGGGGCUCUUAGUGAUGCUAAAUCAGUGGGGAACCUCAGUGAUGGUCGACUUCACCCAGAUGACUCAAACUCCAACACAGCAGCUGUUGUAGGACCCAGUGCCCGCUUCUUCCCUGCCAGCUGUUUAGACCUCAAUGCCCAAUCAGGUCUUCCAGGACCCCCUGGCAGCCCCUCUGCUCGACACAGUGACCGAUCAGGACACAGCCCCGCUUCGCGUAGCAGCGGAAAUGUCCGAAUGGAAAGCAGCACGCUGGACUCCUCAAUGAGACAUAAGUCCAGACACAAAUCGUUGGCCCCUGAGGAAGCUGGUGCUCCAGAGCUCCUAGACCCAGGAGGACCAGCGAUGCCCAAUACUCACACCCUACCUUCCCCCCACGAGUCUUAUCAUUACGGCCUGGGCUAUACUUCCCCCUUUUCUUCCCAGCAACGGCCUCAGCGCCACUCCAUGUACGUGAGACGGGAACGUCAUCGCCCACAUGGGUCUGAGGGGGUCAUGGCGGGCUUGCCACCUCCUGAGCAGGUGAUACCGACACGGGCCAGUAGCCUCCAGCUCCUCUCCCCACAGCUGCAACAUCGUACCAACCUGACUGGACAUUCUGUGAGCUCUUCGAGAGAGGACUGUACCGAUGACAUGAUGAGGUCAGCUUUGACCAGCACCUGUCCGUCUUCUCAACAGAGUGAACAGCCCCCUAAAGACAUGAGCCACCCUUGUGCCCCCAUCAAAGACUCUACGAGGGACAACUCUGCUGCUUUUCAUACACAGCGCUCUAAAAAUGAGGUUGGAAUGUAUCAUGACCCUCACGGUGAGGAUGCAGGUUCCUCCAAGGAGAACCGGAUGAUCUUCACUGAGUCCAUGCCUCGGAGAGUAGGCAGCUUCUACAGAGUCCCCUCCCCCAGACCGGAUAACUCCUCUUCUUUCCACGAAGGUGUUGGUCAGGGCAGAGGGCCAGGGGUACCCGUUGUGGCCGGUGAUCCAGGUGGCAUGGCGAACCACUCCAAACGCCAGACUGCCUUUGAUUGGACCACUGCAGAAGCGAUGGUCAUGAAUCCUCCAGAGCCCACCAAAGAGAAACAAAAACAAGGCUUCUUCAAAGCCAUAAAAAAGAAAAAGAAGAAGACCCAAAUAACGGACGUGGAGGAUGGAAGAAAUCCGAGCAUCAAGAAAAGCCUUUUCCCUCUUUUUAGCUCUAAGAAUAGCUUAAAGCACACCUCAGCUGGAAAAAUCCUACCUGUAGUUGCCUCGCCUAUGGUACAACAUCAGCCUACCGCACCCUACCCUCCCUCACCAGUUACUGGAAAUGGACAAGAACACCUAUCCCUUCAGAGGAGCUCCAAGUCGUCCUCUCACCACAACAGCCGACGGAAAAACCGCGAGCGAUCUCGGGACAGAGACCGAGAUCGUGAACAGAGCAGGGACAGAGACCGGGACAGGGAGCGAGACAGAGAGCGGGAGAGAGAAAACAAGAGGGAAAGGGAGAGAGAGAGGGAGAGAGGGAGGGAAAGAGAGAGAGUCACUGAAUGGCCACCAGAUAAACAAGUGGACUCCCACUCUCAGCAGAGUCAACCACUCAAGUCACUCCGUCGACUCCUCCAUCUCUCCCCUUCUCCCUCAAACCAAGGGCAGCCUCCUCCACCUCCUCCUGACCUGCGCUUCCAAGCCCCCCUCCCCAACCCACCUCAGCCCUCCUCCAAAGCCGGUUACCCAGAUGGUCGAGGGCACACGGAGAGCAGGGGGCACUCAGGGGUGAGCAGCUCAACCCAGGCGAAGAACCGCAAGGCCAGCUACACCUUACCGGGACAGAUUGAGUCCAGCUGGCACGUGUCAGCUUUACAGCGGGUGGAAGGCGCUCAGUUUACUCCAGAACAACUGGGCAUCAAACCAGGUCAGAACGGACCUACCUUCACCCGAGCAUCCCGCACCAGGCUGCCAAAUCUAAACGACCUGAAGGAGACAGCCCUGUAACACCCCCAAACCUCUCUGACGUGGAUCCAUCCUUCGAACCUGGCGACCAGCAUAAUGGUACCAUUGUAAAAGUUCACAAGGGAGCUCACAUCAUAUGACCACAUUCUCUUCAGAAAUAUAGUUAUCUAUUGAUUCUCAUGCCUCUGAAAUCUACAAAGACCAGAUGCUGACAGGCCCAACAUCGGUAAUGUGUGAUUUGGUGAAAUAAAGACCUUCUCAGGAUGUCAGCACUACAUCAGCUUAUUCUGCUAACAUCAGAACAAGCUGAUCUUUCCUGUCAAUGAGACACUUCCUGUGUGACCUCUCUGCUGCCAUCUUCUGCUAACAGGACACUACUGCAACAAUUUAGAUGCUCCCGUCUCAAAGGUUUUUCAAGCACUGAUAUUUGAUAACAAAAAAGAGAGAAAGAUUUAUAUAAAUAUUAUUUAUGAAAUAUUUAUUUGUUUUAAAUUCAAGGAUAUAAGCUAUAAAUGACACAGUAUGUAGGUUAUAUGGGAAUAAUAUAAAAACAUUUAGAAUUAAAUGUGUAAUUGCAAGAGCUUUAGUUUCGACACAGAGAAAUUAAUAAAUAUUUAUGUGUUGAUAAUAAUGUCAAAAGGAAUAUUUAAUAAUGGUGAAUGUCUGUUUAUGUUAAAUAUGAUGAUGUUAACAUAUUUUAUGUUAUCCUAUUUUUACCCAUGUUUGUUAUUUCAUCAUAUUGUAAAAAAAAAUAAAAACGACAAAAUACUGAAAAGUGAAAAACCACUGACAUUAGAUAUAGUACAGAUAUGUCCAUCACCUUCAUGACAUUAGUUGUGAAGUUGUGUGAUAAUUUGGGAUAUUUGUAGGCAUGGUUUGUUAGCAGGUGAGCUAGAGGGCGAUGGCUUGGCUCUGUGCGUUAAAUACACUGGAAAUAGAAAGAGUAUACACCCUUGAUGGAAACAAAAUGCCAUGUUUUUGUGGUAUAAAAAAUUUACCGUAGUAAAUCAUUUCAAAACUUUUUCCACCUUCAAUUUGAACAUAUAUCCUAUACAGUUUUAAAAAGCAAGCAAGAGCCUGCAGGGAAACUGCAAAUAACUGGUUCUAUAAGUGUUUGUGUAGUUAGACCCAUACUUAUUUAGGGCAUCUAUUUAUUAGGUUUCAGCAUUUUGUCUUUGGUGGGAGUUUAUCAAUAUGUGUUACAUUGAUAGACAUGGUAAUAUUGGCUAAAUCUAAAUGACAAAAGUUGAAAAUCUCAGAGGGUAUCAGACUGUGGGUACACCUCUUGUCCACAGCCCUCUCCAGAUGACCUCACAUAUGCUCUGUUAGAUUUAGUUCUGAACAUAAUGUUCUUCUAGUAGUCAUUUUUUUGUAGGUUCAAGCAGAUUUUUGGGCUCAUUAUGAAGCUGGACAUCAAAAAUCUCUCUUUUCUAUGU